This is a messenger RNA of Oncorhynchus keta (chum salmon), 6648 nucleotides long. RefSeq names its product adenosine receptor A2b-like. NCBI's taxonomy places the organism in Eukaryota, Metazoa, Chordata, Actinopteri, Salmoniformes, Salmonidae. Gene Ontology annotation, cellular component: membrane. The transcript has 3 exons. Bases 289 to 1356 code for a protein of 355 amino acids. The record is from RefSeq and is a predicted model, not a curated record. Gene Ontology annotation, molecular function: G protein-coupled adenosine receptor activity. Gene Ontology annotation, biological process: G protein-coupled adenosine receptor signaling pathway; adenylate cyclase-activating G protein-coupled receptor signaling pathway; vasodilation.
AUUUUUUUCGUUACUUGAAAAACCAUGUGACGUAGUGAAUCUCCACAAUACUACUAUGCACAACAGCCACGCAACAGAUGCUUGGCUUGAAGGGACCGGGCGCACAAGUAAAGGACUGGCAAAUAAUGCACUGUUUCAAGAGGGAUGGCUGUUUACACAAACCAUACUUUUGGAAGGUUCUUGGAUUAUUGCAAAAAUACUUUAUUUCUCUUUUGGACCCACUAGAACGGUGUCGCUCAUGACACUUAUUUUCGAAGACCGACCUAAUGUUCUGACAUAUUUGCGGAGAUGAAUUCGUACUACAUAGUAUUUGAGAUAUUAAUAGCAAUCUUGUCCAUAUCUGGCAAUGUAUUGGUUUGCUGGUCUGUCGCCAUCAACACCACUCUGAAAACCGCAACUAACUACUUUUUGGUGUCUUUGGCUGUGGCAGAUAUUUUGGUGGGUUGCCUAGCCAUCCCCUUUGCCAUAACCAUAAGUAUCGGUAUCCUUUUGGACUUCUAUGGAUGUCUUUUUCUUGCCUGUUUUGUUUUGGUACUGACUCAAAGCUCAAUUUUCAGCCUCCUUGCAGUUGCAAUUGAUAGAUAUUUGGCCAUCAAUAUACCCCUCAGGUACAAGGAGCUGGUGACAGGCACGAGGGCCAGAAGAAUCAUUGCUAUUUUAUGGAUCCUGUCCUUUGUCAUCGGCCUCAUCCCUUUCCUGGGUUGGAACCUGAAGGUUUCUUCCUGCCGUCAGAAUGUCUCCAGCAGCCUGACAAAUGGCAGCUCCAUGGGGGACACCAGUACCACUAUCGCCCCUCGGGUGGACGAUCUGAGCAGCAUCAAGCUCACCUGCCAGUUUGAGAAUGUGGUGGACAUGCACUACAUGGUCUAUUUCAACUUCUUUGGCUGCGUCCUGCCUCCUCUGCUUAUCAUGCUGGGCAUCUAUGUGAAAAUCUUCACUGUGGCCCGCAAGCAGAUGCACCAAAUUGAGCUCAAGUGCUCGGUGAGCAGCAAUAGGGGCAGCCACCAUCACGGGCUGCUUCAGCGCGAGAUCCGUGCGGCCAAGUCUCUGUCCAUCAUUGUGGGGCUGUUUGCCCUCUGCUGGCUGCCCGUGCACAUCCUCAACUGCCUGACCCUGUUCUACAAGGACCUGUACAAGCCGGCCCCAGUCAUGUACAUAGCCAUCAUGCUGUCGCACGCCAACUCCGCUGUCAAUCCCAUUAUCUACGCCUACCGCAUCCAGGACUUCAGGAACACCUUCCGCAAGAUUCUGACGCGUCAAGUCCUGUGUCAGAGGGAGGAGCUCUACCUCCACUCCUCCAAUGGAAGCAGGCGGAACAGAGACCAGAUCCACAUGACCAUUGACCCAUUACUCUGAGGGGUGGGUUGCAGGGGGCAUGAGCCUUUACUGUAAGGGCAAGCAACAGGGGCAUGAGGCUACUAGUCCUGCCUACAUGUCCUGCCGACCAUUGACUCUUUACUUCAUAGGUGGGGCCAAAGGUCAGCCGUGUAGCUCAAAACACUACCUGUGUUUAUGUUUUUGUUGUAUUUAAUUUUUGAAUGGCAUUUUAAGUGAGAUUAGAAAUGUUUACAGAACAAAGCAUGGUGGUAUAAUGAUAUACAGUGCCUUGCAAAGGUAUUCAUCCCCCUUUGUGUUUUUCCUAUUUUGUUGCAUUACAACCUGUAAUUUAAAUGGAUUUUUAUUUGUAUUUCAUGUAAUGAAAAGUCAUGCAUGCAUAUGUAUUCACCCCUUUGCUAUGAAGCCCCUAAAUAAGAUCUGGUGCAAUCAAUUGUCGUCAGAAGUCACAUAAUUAGAUUGCACACAGGUGGACUUUAUUUAGCUAAGUGCCACAUGAUCUCUCACAUGAUCUCAGUAUACAGUAUACACCUGUUUUGAAAGGCCCCAGAGUCUGCAAUACCACUAAGCAAGGGGCAUCACCAAGCAAGCGGCACCAUGAAGACCAAGGAGCUCUCCAAACAGGUCAGGGACAAAGUUGUGGAGAAGUACAGAUCAGGGUUGGGUUAUAAAAAAAUAUCCGAAACUUUUAACAUCCCACGGAGCACCAUUAAAUCCAUUAUUAAAAAAUGGAAAGAAUAUGGCACCAUAACAAACCUGCCAAGAGAGGGCCGCCCAUCAAAACUCAUGGACCAGGCAAGGAGGGCAUUGAUCAGAGAGGCAACAAAGAGACCAAAUAUAACCCUGAAGGAGCUGCGAAGCUCCACAGCAGAGAUUGGAGUAUCUGUCCAUAGGACCACUUUAAGCCAUACACUCCACAGAGCUGGGCUUUACGGAAGAGUGGCCAGAAAAAAGUCAUUGCUUGAAGAAAAAAAAAAACCUGUUUCAGUCUUCCAGAGAUUUGAGACUGGGACGGAGGUUCACCUUCCAGCAGGACAAUGACCCUAAGCAUACUGCUAAAGUAACACUUGAGUGGUUUAAGAGGAAACAUUUAAAUGUCUUGGAAUGGCCUAGUCAAAGCCCAGAUCUCAAUCCAAUUGAGAAUCUGUGGUAUGACUUAAAGAUUGCUGUACACCAGCGGAACCCAUCCAACUUGAAGUAGCUGGAGCAGUUUUGCCUUGAAUGGUCAAAAUUCUCAGUGGCUAGAUAUGCCAAGAUUAUAGAGACAUACCCCAAGAGAUUUGCAGCUGUAAUUGCUGCAAAAGGUGUCUCUAAAAAGUAUUGACUUUGGGGGCGUGAACAGUUAUGCACGCUCAAGUUUUCCGUUCUUUUGUCUUAUUUCUUGUUUGUUUCACAAAACAUAUUUUGCAUCUUCAAAGUGGUAGGCAUGUUGUGUAAAUCAAAUGAUACAACCCCCCCCCGAAAAAAAUCUAUUUUAAUUCCAGGUUGUAAGGCAACAAAAUAGGAAGAAUGCCAAGGGGGUGACUACUUUAGCAAGCCACUGUAUGAAGCUGAAUAGAUUAAUCUGUCAAAUAUGCCUUGAAUGUGGAGCGUUAUUUAUGAGUUAAGAUGAGUAUUAGGCCAGGUGAUAAAAAGCUAGCCUGGUCCCACAUCUGUUUGUGCCGUCUUACUAACUCCUAUGGUCGUUGUCAUGGCCAUAGGAGUUAGCAAGACCACACAAACAUCUGGGACCAAGCUAGUGAAAAUCUGAGUCUUAUUUACUUUAAAGCUGGAAUCUGUACUUGGUAAAACUGCCACGUCCGUUUGCGAUAUUAAAAUAACAGUUACUUCAAACAACAAAUAUGUUUUCCCCCUCUGACAUCAUUGCACGCACGAUAGAACAGCAGAGUAUGUAUGUAUGCCUACUGCAAUUGUUUUUACUACGAUGCUGGAUGCUCCUCUCCUCUGUUUCAUCAACAAAACAAAAACAAUAACACAUGCUCUGGGGCGAACAGUGGCACUGUUCUACCUAAUGCGGAUUCCAGCUUUAACUGUUGAAUGAUUUUUAUUUCAUUUUGUUGAAGCUAACUGGAUUUUCAGGACUGUGAAAUGAAUCCACUGAUUAAUCCAUUACUAUGAGAACACCUAAUUUACCAUUCCUACACAUUGACCAUAUCAUAACUUAAAACACACAUUUUUCUAAGCCUUAACUUUCCAAACAUAAUAUGCAUCAAGUGUUCAAUGUUUACCGUUUGGUAUUUGAUUAGUCAUGUAGCUCAAAUUUGAGAAACCUGGCUGAGGUGUGUAUUGUAUUGUUCGUCAUGGGCUAUAUCGGACUUCUUCAUUACUGGUGUUGCAUAAAAACAUAUAUAGGAAACUCUGCCCAGUGGAACCAGUUUUGACUCAACAGCAACAUCUCAAGUGAGAGGACACACACAACACAGCUCGGAUUGGGAAAGUAUUCUUACACAAUAUAAACUUGUGGUGUUAUUGUGCUCUGCUUGAAUUUUGAAAAUGUCAUGGCUUCUAUAGUUCAUGGAGAAAGCUCAGGAAUAUACAGUAUGUGGUGGGCAGACAGAGUAAUGAAUAAUCUAAAAUUCAGAAACAGGAUAUUUAGAGAUUCGCAAGAAAAUCAUGUCAACCUUACAAAUGCCUCAUUAUUUGAAAUUCUUGAUGACUUUAGUUAUGUAAUCUCCCUUUAAAAUGAUAGAUUUACAUUGUUAUUCUUAACAAAAUGCUGACUUUUUUGGGCUCUUGUUCAACAUAGCCUAAAUCAUAUCAGAAAACAAAUCUGUGUUACUUAUUGUUAUACAGUUGAAGUCAGAAGUUUACAUAUACCUUAGCCAAAUACAUUUUAACUCAGUUUUUCACAAUUCCUGACAUUUAAUCCUAGUAAAAAUAACUUGUUUUAGGUCAGUUAGGAUCACCACUUUAUUUUAAGAAUGUGAAAUGUCAGAAGGAUUUAUUUCUGCAUUUAUUUAUUUCAUCACAUUCCCAGUGGGUCAGAAGUUUACAUAAACAAUUUAAAGGCAAUGCUACCAAAUUGAGUGUAACUUGGGUCAAAUGUUUCGGGUAGCCUUCCACAAGCUUCCCACAAUAAAUUGAGUGAAUUUUGGCCAAUUGAGCUGGUGUAACUGAGUCAGGUUUGUAGGCCUCCCUGCUCACACACCCUUUUUCAGUUCUGCCCACACAUUUUCUAUAGGAUUGAGGUCAGGGCUUUGUUAUGGCCACUCCAAUACCUUGACUUUGUUGUCCUUAAGCCAUUUUGCAACAACUUUGGAAGUAUGCUUGGGGUCAUUGUCCAUUUGGAAGACCCAUUUGCGACCAAGCUUUAACUUCCUGACUGGUGUCUUGAUGUUGCUUCAAUAUAUUCACAUAAUUUUCCUGCCUCGUGCCAUCUAUUUUGUGAAGUGCACCAUUCCCUCCUGCAGCAAAGCACCCCCACAAGAUGAUGCUGCCACCCCCUUGCAAGCCUCCCCAUUUUCCUCCAAACAUAACGAAGGUCAUUAUGGCCAACCAGUUCUAUUUUUGUUUCAUCAGACCAGAGGACAUUUCUCCAAAAAGUACAAUCUUUGUGCAGUUGCAAACCGUAGUCUGGCUUUUUUUGUGGCGGUUUUGGAGCAGUGGCUUCCUCCUUGCUGAGCGGCCUUUCAGGUUAUAUCGAUAUAGGACUCAUUUUACUGUGGAUAUAGAUACUUUUGUACCUGUUUCCUCCAGCAUCUUCACAAGGUCAUUUUCUGUUGUUUUGGGAUUGAUUCGCACUUUUUGCACCAAAGUACGUUAAUCUCUAGGAGACAGAACGUGUCUCCUUCCUGAGCGGUAUGACGGCUGCGUGGUCCCAUGCUGUUUAUACUUGCGCACUAUUGUUUGUACAGAUGAAUGUGGUACCUUCAGGCAUUUGGAAAUUGCUCCCAAGGAUGAACCAGAUUUGCAGAGGUCCCAAAAAAAAUUUGAGGUCUUGUUGAUUUUCCCAUAUCUAGCAGAGGCACUGAGUUUGAAGGUAGGCCAUGGAAUACACCCACAGGUACACCUCCAAUUGACACUAAUUGACAUGAUUUAUCAGAAGCUUCUAAAGCCAUGACAUAAUUUUCUGGAAUUUUCCAAGCUAUUUAAAGGCACAUUCAACUUAGUGUAUGUAAACUUCUGACCCACUGGUAUUGUGAUACGCGAAAUAAUCUGUCUGUAAACAAUUGUUGGAAAAUGUACUUGUGUCAUGCACAAAGAUGUCCUAACCGACUUGCCAAAACUAUAGUUUAACAAAAAAAUUGUGGAGUGGUUGAAAAACGAGUUUUAAUGACUCCAACGUACUUGUAUGUAAACUUCCAACUUCAACUGUAUAUUACACAUCUGAAUGUCACCCUCUUCCCUUGGCAUCCCUAGAAGGCCCAUACUACAACCCUCACAUGGACUAACACACACACACCUCACAUGGACACAGCUGUGAUCGUUUGCCCACCUGGCAAAUUCCUGCGUCCUGGAACAAACCAGGCAGCUUUUAAUACUCAAUAUUGUCAAACUGUAGGAUCAACCACUUCCACGGUGUACGGUCUGCCCAUGAAGCAGCAAUUGAAUUGAAUUUGCAUUAAAGAAAGUUGAAUUAAAUUAAAUGACAAUUUUAUUUAUUUUGAAUUGCUUUGAAUUAUAUUCCACUUCCUUCAAUUAAAAUGAAAUUAAAAUCCUGCUUCUUUUGGGGUGUGGCCUAUUCAAAUUAAAUUCAGAAAUGUUGAAUUGACACAAACCCUGCAGGGAACGCUAGGCCUAACGAGAUUGUAGGGUUGACAAGUGCUUGUUCUGUGAAAGACAAAAAUAUGCUUCAUUGUUGUAAAAUUGUAUUUUUGUACCAGUGAGUCUGACAGUGUUGUUAAAUAGACGGUGCAUCGUUCUUGGUUUGAAGAUGUCUCUCCCUGUACUUGACCACCAACUGAUGAGCUUGCCUUUGUUUUGUUGGUUGGCAUUGGCCUCUUUUCUAAGAAGCUGUGACAGUCUAUUUUCCUUUCAACUGGCUGAAAUUAGAUGUGGUUUUCUAUCAAAAACAGGAAACCAGACCUCCACAAAAUAAAUCCAGUUUAACGAGACCCAGUUUGGAUGUGACGGCACACAAUCUGUGCUAAAAUUAAGGUGGUUUUCCUCUGCUAUGAGAAGGGCCUCCUUGCUGUGAUAUUAAACUGUGUUGUGUACUGUUUUUGUGUUCACAAAGUUAGAUUGAACGGGAUCUUAAGCACUUACAAAUUUGUACAAACAUACUGUACGAAUUGGAAUUCGUAACUUAUCAUAUAAACGUCAGGAGAGGAAAACAAAUUGCAGGAUGUAACAUAUCAUUGUGAAAAUGUCAUU